Gadus macrocephalus (Pacific cod) is the source of this 2827-nucleotide messenger RNA. RefSeq names its product lanC-like protein 3. Lineage: Eukaryota; Metazoa; Chordata; Actinopteri; Gadiformes; Gadidae. The record is from RefSeq and is a predicted model, not a curated record. Gene Ontology annotation, cellular component: plasma membrane. Gene Ontology annotation, biological process: peptide modification; carbohydrate metabolic process.
CAGCACUAUAGCUAUAAUAAGACCCUUAAUAAGUAAGGGGCAUAGCUAAGGAGUUAACUUCAGCGCAACAUUGAACCCUACCAUCACCAACCCUAACAAAGGGAUUCAAGAUGAGAGGUGCUUCAUUGCCAGUUCAAAGUUUUUGAAUUAUCUGUCAUCUCAAUUAAGUAUUAUUUCUGAGGGAUAACUAAGGAGGGAAAGUGGUUGGUGCGUUUCGCUGCUCCGCCCCUGGAUUCAGCACCAAGGAGAGCUACUGGAGACCGUCUGACACCAUCUACUGGCUGGCGACACUGUUUCAAUAAAAUGUGUAUAUGUACAGAUGGUGGAACUAAAAUAGAUUUAGAUUAAUAUAACAGUAAGUAAUAUAAUAUCAUAAUAUAACUUUAUGAAGUAGGCUUUUGCAGCAGGUAGCAUAAUAAGGGAAUUGGGUUAAUAGGCUAUGACUCUACUCGACAUAUGGGCCAAUAUGCUUUUUUAUUCUGAUUUAUUCUUUAAAUGUCAAUGUUGAACUAUUCAGCAACAUCUAUUACAAUCAUGGAUUAAUGGAUCAAAGGCAAUUCAUGAGGAGGUAAUGCAAUUUAUUUCUGGGAGCCCUUUAAGUGCCAUCGAAACCCCCAAUCAGGAGCGACGGGAUUGGAUAAGGAAGGAACCUAAGUUUAUCUUUCCACUAGAGCGAAUAUUGCAACAUUUGCGGGGGAGCCAUCGUGUUGUGAUCGACGGUGAUGGAAAACAACCUAUGUUUUCUCAACCCCUUCUCCGACUACAAAGGUGCGCUGCACUCAAGCCGAGGCACCGCGGCCAUCGUGUCCACGGUCACUGCCACUGUGGAUAUCAUCCUGAAACAGGUUCCUCUCGACCCUGGCGACUACGACGGCGGGCUGUACGACGGCCCUGCGGGAGUGGCGUACAUGUUAUUCCAUGUCGCUGAAUGCGCGUUGUUUUCCGAGCAGAGAGAUGCGUAUCUCGAGACAGCGAAGCGAAUCAUCGACGCCUCCGUCAGACACGUGGACGCCGACCGAGACGUAAACACGCGGGCCGCCUUUCUUCUCGGCGGGGCUGGGAUUUACGCGGUGGCAGCGAUGAUCUAUAAAGCCAUGGGGCUGGCUGAGUUUGUUAAACCCCUGGCCAAAUUUUGUAACCUGUGGGAGGUUUGCGCGCCCAUUAAUUUCCUUGAGUGUGGCUCAGAUGAACUGUUCGCAGGCCGGACGGGUUACCUGUGUGCUGCCCUCGUUCUCAAACAGAAGCUUGGCUUCGAGAUUCUUAGAAAGGAACAAAUUAAAGCUAUAUGCCACGCCAUCAUUGAUUCUGGAAAACAAUAUGCAAAGAAAAAGAGAAAACCCUUUCCGCUAAUGUACUCAUAUUAUGGAACAGAAUACCUAGGUGCAGCGCAUGGCCUCUCCGCUGUGCUCCAGGUGCUGCUGAGCCACCACGAGGUGCUCAGCCGGCCUGAGAGGGACCUGGUGUGGCAGAGCGUGGACUUCCUCAUGACCCAGGAGCAGAACUGCAACUGGUCCGCCGAGCUGGGAGCCAUCAUCCAGAGGGAGAACCAACUGGUGCACUGGUGCCACGGCGCCCCGGGCAUGGCGUACCUGUUUGCUAAAGCCUAUCUGGUCAACAACAAGCCCCAGUACCUGGACACGUGCAUCCGCAGCGGGGAGCUGGUGUGGCAGAAGGGCCUGCUGAAGAAGGGACCAGGGAUUUGUCAUGGAGUGGCCGGCAGCGCCUACGUCUUCCUCAUGCUCUACCGGCUCACUGGGAACUCCAAAUACAUCUACCGCGCUCAGAGGUUUGCUGAAUUCCUGUUCUCGAAGGAGUUUAAGGCAGGCUCGUGCUCGGUAACCCGUAGUUACAGCCUGUUUGAGGGGUUAUCGGGUACCGUCUGUUUCCUGGUGGAUCUCCUGCAGCCCGACCAAUCAGAAUUCCCGCUUUUCAGCAUCUUUGUGUAAAUGGCCCAAGUCAUGUGACAUUCAGUUAACAGACUCCACCCAUUUGUGGUUUUACAUCUCGUAAUAGAAUGCAUUAAAUAUUUAGGAACGUUAUAAAUACAUAGUGUGUAUAGUUAAAAACAUAUAAUUUCAUACAAACACAAUCAUACCAUAAUCUAUGAAUGAAAUAAAUCCACGGAAUAAGAAUAUAGUCCAUAAUUUCAGAUGGCCUGGAAUAUAAUACAGGUCAUUAUCAUUAUGAAGUAUUAUUAUUACUUAUAUUAUUUACUUAUAUUAAGUAUAAUAAUUAGUAACACAGAGUCAAGAGAAACAUACUUACUCCAGGCGGAUUUGUAGUGUUAAAUUCUAACUAAACAUGUUAACAGAUAUUGCACCGUUACUUACUGUUAAAUGAACCCUAUUAUCUAGUUCCUCUUUGUUGUUAACCUUUUGCCUGGCAUGAACCGGUCACGAGAAAGCAGUGACCCUUAGGUAUAUAUCUGCUUGGAAAAAAUGCAGGAAUCUCUGGCCUUUGUGUAAAUAUUUCCCGGCUCUGAUGUAAGGUCAAACUGCCUAACAGAGGGGGUGCAACUGUGCCCCCUUUCCCUAGUAGCCCCCUGGGGAGGGUCUGAAACUGCUCAGGCCCUCUGCUACAGAAGAAAAUUAUGUAUAACAUAUUUAAUUUCUAGCCGGGAUGUGUUUUUCUUUUAAUACUAGUUGGCGUUUGGAAAGUUAUAAUAGCGAAUCUGCUUUAAUAAACAGUUUCCCAAUGCUAUUCGGGCCUGCUGUGUGCAUUGUCAGAAAGAGCAUAGCCUAUUUAUAUCCUAAACAUGUGCUGGGUUGUUGUUUUUUUAGCUGCAUCUUGCAUAAUUAAGAUGAAUAAAUUCGAUGUUGUGAAUGUA